AACAUUAACGUAAACUGAGCUCUGACGUAACGUCGCGUGCUAACGUUUUCCGUUAGCUUUUACAUACAUCUUUAACGGUUACAUACACAUCAAUACGAAACAAACGCAUAAUUUAACAGCGAUUAUCGCUCAAUACAUCAAUUAUUGAAAUGAUAAGUUAUUUUUUGGGUGAUCUGCUCCUUUAAGAGAAUGAAGAGUUUAACGGAGCGCAGGAAUGUAGAGGAUCAUAUGACUGAAAUAUUUGCGGGACUUUUUGACGCGGAGAAAAACUUUUAUUUAUUUUACUUCGUUCGAUUGAUAAUUACUGUAUAAAUCAAACCCUUCACGCAAUAGUUCAUAUCUUGCGCUGAACUCCGUUUCUCCUGUCAUCUGGAUUUACUCCGGUUUCUGUGGAGGAGGAGCAGCAUCUUUUACCACACACACACACACACACACACACACACACCACGUCACUCUGUUAAACUUUAUUUUUUUUUAAGCAAACUUGAGCCUGCAAGAUUUUCAAGCUCUUCCCUUUCUUCCUGGUGGAUUUCUGGCUCGGUGGGAAAGAUGCAGACUGGAUUCAGAUUGAACUUGAGCCCCGUUAAAGAGCCUCUGGGUUUCGUUAAAGUCCUGGAGUGGAUCACUGCUGUGCUCGCGUUCGGGACCUGUGGGGGAUUUUCCGGCAGAAAUGUGCUCUCCGUCUUCUGCGAUGGCAGCAAUGAAACACUCACUGCCACUUUCACCUACCCAUUCAGGUUAAACCAUGAGCUGUUGGUGGAGCAGAACAGGACCCUCUGCAACCGCUCAGUGUCUGCCACUCAUCUGGUGGGCGACUCCUCGUCCUCGGUGGAGUUUUUUGUGGCCGUCGCCGUCCUGGCCUUCCUUUACUCCAUGCUGGCGCUCAUCGUCUAUCUGGGCUACAUGCACGUCUACAGAGACUCAGACUUCGGCCCGAUGUUUGAUUUUGUGCUGACAGCGGUGUUUGCGUUCCUGUGGUUGGUGUGUUCGUCUGCAUGGGCCAGAGGACUGCAGACGGUGAAGGACGCCACCAGUACCGCUGGCAUGGAAUCCACUUUAGCGCUCUGCAAGGACAGAGGUGUGAGAUGUGAAGUCACAGAGUUUGCCAGCAUGCGCUCACUCAAUAUAUCUGUGGUGUUUGGAUUCUUGAAUCUGAUCAUAUGGGCCGGGAAUGCCUGGUUUGUGUAUAAAGAGACGCGCUGGCACUCUCAGAAGGUCAACGCUCAGCAAACGCCAGGACGAGCUCCAGCUCCAGCUCCCAUCUAAACACAAACAUCACACGCUUCAGCCUAAUGAACAAUACAGUCAUUUAUAGUAAAUAACAGAGUGUUUUUGAACCAAGCUGCAGUCAAGUAGUUGAAUGAAUCUGUUGUGCUAAUUCUUAAAAAUGCUAUGGUGAUACAACGACUGACUAAAUAUAAACCAGUUACCCAGUUUAGCUGUUGUAGCCAUGCUAUAGUAAAACAACUACAGUAAUAUAAACAAACGAUCCGACACUGGUUUUCUUCAGCUAUAGGGUGUAUUAUACUACAAUACGCCACAGAUUACUGUAGUACAAACUAAAGUAGACUAAACUGCAACAUUAACUAGUUUAUCAGUUCACGUUGUUAUAUAUUAUCUAUGCUCACUGGCCACUUUAUUAGGUACACCUUGCUAGUACCGGGUUGGACCCCGUUUUCUUUCAGAACUGCCUUAAUCCUUCGUGGCAUAGAUUCAAUAUGGUACUGGCAAGUCGCCUAAAUCACCUUUCCUCCCCAUUCUGAUGCUCGGUUUGAACCGCAGUAGAUUGUCUUGACCAUGUCUGCAUGCCUAAAUGCAUUGAGUGCUGCCAUGUGAUUGGCUGAUUAGAAAUUUGCGUUAACGAGCAGUUGGACAGGUGUACCUAAUAAAAUGGCCAGUGUGUGUGUGUGUGUAUAUAUAUUUGAUACUGUUAUAUAAUACACAUCAUACACAUACAAUAUAAUGCACUAUAGUAUGGUACAAAAACAUUGUAGUAUUUAGUAUAAGUUACUAUAGUAUUUUUUUUCAGGGCAGCUGGCUCUGGUUUUUGUAUGAUGAUUUUUCUCUAGUUUUGCUUUUUAUCUUUCUUUUUGUACUUGAAGAUCUUUUAUCUUUUUUACGUAUUUGCAAUAUGCAGUGUUUAAUGUAUGUAAAUCUUGGUCAGCUUUUACAGGUACGCUAAACAAUAUUUGAAAAACAUUUUUGACCACGGUGUUUUGCAGCCAAUCAGCAGUAAAGGGCGUGUCUUGUGACAUCAGUGAAGUUACAAAAAGGGGGCGGGGUUUUGUUUGGAUCAACAUCGUGUGGCAAAAUUUGCUUAAAGGAGACCUAUUAUGCAAAAAAAAAAAAAAA
This is a messenger RNA of Danio rerio (zebrafish), 2352 nucleotides long. Lineage: Eukaryota; Metazoa; Chordata; Actinopteri; Cypriniformes; Danionidae. The record is from RefSeq and is a predicted model, not a curated record.